GAAAUGGUUAUAAUCAUUUAUAAAGAUACCACAAUAUUUGGUUACGUAGAACAAAAAUGAUAGAUAUAGACAACGUAUAUGUGCACACGUGAUUCGUCAUUAGGAAAAACGUAUUCUAUUUUACAUAUAUACGACUUCGACAACGUUCGAGAUGAGAAUCGAAAUAUGUGUAUAUCGAAAGUGAUCGCGUAUCUCGAAAUUUAAAUCCAAUAAAAUAAAUUAUAUGUAAAAAUGAGAUAUAUAAUUAUGCGACUAAAAAAAUAUGGAUACCUUAAUUUCAUAACCAAUUAGAAAGAAUAAUCGAUUAAGUGGAAUAUUAAUGAAUCAAAAACAUCGUGUGCGUCGAGUGAAUUAUAUUAGCGUAAAAAUUCUAACCUCCAAUCGACGAAAAUGAAGAUCUAAUUUAUCUCCCACACCAUGAAAUAGUAAAAGUCGAUAGACCAAUGCAAAAACAUAACUCUUACGUCUGCUACACGUGAUACAACUGGACCUGCGCCAAUCACGAUGCGGCUCACGCGAGUAUACUCGAUCGGCGGGUUAAUAAUUAGACCGCAUUCGUAGUAAUGAGGUCAUGAAAUUUAUCCAAGAUUAUAAGUGUGCACAGAUUACAAAAAAAAAAAAAAAAAAAAAAAAGAAAAAAAAUAAAGAACGGAAAAAAAGAAAAAAAAAAGAGGAAUAUCGUCCUGUCACGAGUACCGUUUGAUGCGCCACUGAUUCGUUUGCAGAAAGCUCUAACGAGGGAAAAGCUCAUAGAAGAAAGUGUGAAGCAUUCAAAAUGGAUGAUUCAUAAGAAGAACGUUCAACUUACUUGUUCUUUGGAAGAUAACAAACUUCGAAUAUUCUUCGUUCGAAAGGAUGACGAUUGGGAAAAAUUUGAAAGACCCUUCGAUGUAAGAUAGAGAAAGAUUCGUGGCGCGGAUCGCGCGCCCAUCUUAAUCGCUUAUCUAGGACUCACCGAGCGUGGUAGUUGCUUGCAGUAUGUCUCAUCGUUUUGGCACAUGCGCAGUGACACAACCUACCCUAGGUAGAUAUCGUACAUAUGACCUUCAGCGGGUAUAGGAGAGGGUGAACAAAUUUGAACCAUAUUUUUGCAGCACACCCACGUUAGAGAACAAAUUAUGACGUUUAUGCAGCAAAAAUCUUUAAUCUUCAUGUAUUUAUAUACUUGAUGAUUCUUUCUUUAUUUUUUAAUAGAACGUAAUACGAAGGUACAGUAAGAUGCUAGAUCACGAUUUGUAAGAUCUCAGAGUCGGUCUGAAAUCGAGUUACCCUUUCGUGCGUCAGAAAGCGAUCGAUGGAUUUGGUUGUCCCGGCAACGCGCGAAUACCGUUGGAGGACCGCCGCAGAAGCAGAAACUCUGAUGGCGGGAGUGUCCGUGUGUUGGAGGAAAAGGGGUUGUUAAAGUGGUGGAGAAGAGUGAAGAGGAGUACAAGAGUGGACGAGAACGCGACAACGACAACGACGACUGGUGGAGGUGGUAAUGGUGGUGGUGGUGGUGGUUGAAGUAAAGGAGGUGGAGGAGAGAUUGGCUGAUCGACUCUGAUCGACGCUAACGAUGCAGUGACAAAGUCAGCCACAGUAGAGAGAGGACGUUUCUUUUUAGGAGUCCUCUCCAAACCUUCCAUCGCGGAUUCUAAUGUUCUCCACGCGUUCUUUCACAAACAAUCAUCAUCGUCCCAGCUGACUAUCACGAUCAAUCUUUUCGCACAACGUCACAUCAAAAGGACAGAUUAUUAUUGUGCGAUGCCACGGAGGCCAACGUCCCUCCGCAGCAACAAUUUAAUAUCAAUCGAAUCAUCAAAACGGAAGGGACCACUUCGCGAGACGUCAAUGACGUUAGGAUGUACACUGCAAACGGCGAGAGGAAAGAACGAAACUCGUCAGAAAAUCUUUUCCUUCGGAGAUGGGUCGACAUGCCGAGACAUCUCCAAUUUAAUCCGCACAUACAUACUGGUUACAGGCCUCUCAUGACCGUCCGUCAAUGUAUCGGUAGUCUCUUUUAUAUCCACAAUGAGACUGUCAACAUCAUGACGCACGGUUUCGCAAUUCUAUACAUGUUGUGGACCAUACCUCGUUGGCUUCCAUGGCAUACGCAAGGAAUACUCGGGGCAAUAUUAUCUUGGUGUCACUUGAUAGGGGCAGUUAGUCCAUGGAUCGGAUCCUUUAUUUAUCAUGUUUUCAUGAAUGUUAAUUAUGACGAAGCCUUUUAUAGAUCGUUAUUAAGACUCGACAUGAUCGGUAUUUGGCUAUGUCAAAGUUUCGGAGCUAUUCCAAUGCUGGCAGCGUCGGUUCAUUGUUUACCUGAUAAUCACUGGUACUGCUGUAUUUUUAUUUACUGCUUUCUCAGUAUAUGGGGUCUUCUGAAGGCAAUGCACGCGAGAUCUCCGUGGGAAAGGAGACUAUGUUUUGCACCUCCUUUCUUGAUGAGAAUGUUCAUAAUGACCAUGAGGUGUUUCGGUAUCGGUGGUGGUUCACCCAAAGCUUUAACUCAUAUCGUCUUACAGGAUUUAAUAGCUGUAAUAGGUGCAAUUGUCGGUGCUCUUCGUAUUCCCGAAAAAUGGAUGCCAGGAAAAUUAGAUUUCAUGUUGAAUUCUCACAAUCUGAUGCACGUGUUGGUCGUUCUAGCUGUUUGUUCGAUGCAUACAGCCACUAUCGAGGAUCUCACUUGGAUGGCUGAUCAAUCCACGUGUAAUGAAACAAAUACUUUUUCGAUGAUAAACGAAGAAUUGUGAUCGAUUUGUAAUAACGUCAUUUUGCAAUAGUCUGUGAUAAGAUACAGCUGAUAAAUUGUUCAAUGCAAUUGUAUAAGGAGCUAAGAAUGCUGAAAUGUUUCAUGAUCGAUACAUACGUGGUUCAAAAGUAAGAAGCUAAUUUUAAAGCUGUUUGAUAAUAUGGAUCAUAUGAACAGGAUGUUCGAAGUACAAGUGCAAGUACAAAGAUAUAUGUAUAUUAUAUAUAUUAUGCGAUAUAUAAUAUAUAUUGUUUCGGUAUCGAUAGUGAAUGUGGUGGCUUUAUGUAAUAUAUAUAUAUA
This is a messenger RNA of Vespa mandarinia (Asian giant hornet), 3031 nucleotides long. Its product is annotated as progestin and adipoQ receptor family member 4. Gene Ontology annotation, cellular component: membrane. Gene Ontology annotation, molecular function: signaling receptor activity. The record is from RefSeq and is a predicted model, not a curated record. NCBI's taxonomy places the organism in Eukaryota, Metazoa, Arthropoda, Insecta, Hymenoptera, Vespidae.